AUGAUAUGGCUUCAAGCCAUAAAUGGUACAAACAACAACUUCCCUGCAUAUUCCUCUCAGUUAAAGCAGCUUCUUUCUGGUAUCCCUCUUACAAUGUUUCCCUUUGUUUUGGUACUUCAGUAUGUGUUCCUUCAGAGGAGUUGUGCGUCUUACCUAUUACCAGCUGCUGCAAUAGGAGUUAUGGGUUAUUGCUACGUGCGGUGGAAGGGAUGGUCAUUUUCUGAUGUAAUGUUUGUGACAAAGCGUAAUAUGGCCAAUGGUGUUGCAACCGUGACCAAGCAAUUGGAGAAUGUAAAUGAAACAUUAGCUUCAACUAGAAGGCAUCUAACAAAGAAACUAGAAGUUUUGGACCUGAAAGUUGAGGAGCAAAAUGAGUUAACGCAGCUUAUUGCAAAUGAUGUGAAUGAAGUGAAGUCAAACCUUUCACAAAUUGGGGGUGAUUUUGAACUCAUCCGUCAAAUGAUUUCCGGCCUGGAAGGAAAGCUCAAGCUUGUUGAAAGCAAACAGGACAUAACUAACUCAGGUCUCUGGUAUCUGUGCCAAUUAGCUGAUGGGUUUAAAGAGUAGCCAAGCAGUAGAAUAUUCAA
This is a messenger RNA of Neltuma alba, 587 nucleotides long. RefSeq lists its product as uncharacterized. The coding region runs from base 1 to 567 and encodes 188 amino acids. The transcript has 7 exons. The record is from RefSeq and is a predicted model, not a curated record. Lineage: Eukaryota; Viridiplantae; Streptophyta; Magnoliopsida; Fabales; Fabaceae.